AUGGCCGCUCCUCUCUUCUCGCCCGACCUCCUCUCGCCUGAGGUGCAGGCUGCCCUGCCCGAGGGGUACGUCCUGCGCGCCUUGCGUCGCGACGAUCACGCCUCGGGUUUCCUCGACUGCCUGCGCGUCCUGACCACGGUCGGCGAUGUUACCGAGGAGGGCUUCCAGCAACAAUUCGAUACCAUGGAGAAGCAGGGCGGGUACUACCUCAUUGUGAUUGAGGACACCAGCUUGACGGAGAACUCCGUUGUUGCAACAGGCGCGCUGAUCGUCGAGAGGAAGUUCAUCCACAACCUCGGAGCGGUCGGACACAUUGAAGACAUUGCGGUCGCCCGCAACCAGCAAGGCAAGAAACUUGGUCUCCGCCUGAUCCAAGCGCUCGACUUUGUCGCCGACAAGGUCGGCUGCUACAAGAGCAUCCUCGACUGCAGCGAGGCGAACGAGGGCUUCUACAUCAAGUGCGGCUUCCGGCGAGCGGGCUUGCAGAUGGCGCACUACUACGAGAAGAAAUAG
Molecule: messenger RNA, 513 nt
Organism: Emericellopsis cladophorae
Lineage: Eukaryota; Fungi; Ascomycota; Sordariomycetes; Hypocreales; Bionectriaceae
Product: glucosamine-phosphate N-acetyltransferase
Exons: 2
Coding region: 1-513 (170 amino acids)
Biological process (GO): UDP-N-acetylglucosamine biosynthetic process
Cellular component (GO): endoplasmic reticulum; endoplasmic reticulum-Golgi intermediate compartment; Golgi apparatus
Molecular function (GO): monosaccharide binding; glucosamine 6-phosphate N-acetyltransferase activity
Source: RefSeq, a predicted model, not a curated record